Messenger RNA from Rhipicephalus sanguineus (brown dog tick), 594 nucleotides. Its product is annotated as tubulin beta-1 chain-like. The transcript is spliced from 2 exons. Gene Ontology annotation, cellular component: cytoplasm; microtubule. Lineage: Eukaryota; Metazoa; Arthropoda; Arachnida; Ixodida; Ixodidae. Bases 1 to 594 code for a protein of 197 amino acids. The record is from RefSeq and is a predicted model, not a curated record. Gene Ontology annotation, biological process: microtubule cytoskeleton organization; mitotic cell cycle. Gene Ontology annotation, molecular function: structural constituent of cytoskeleton; GTPase activity; GTP binding.
AUGCCCUCUUCCUCGUCGUUACGCGCCUUUUCGGACUUCUUGGUGUGGCUUUUCCAUGGCGCGUAUGCCGGGAUGGCUGAGUUGAUCUCCGAUGAGGAUUGUAUCGAUCCCACCGGCAGCUACCACGGCGACUCAGACUUGCAGCUGGAACGCAUCAAUGUCUAUUACAAUGAAGCUCAUGGAGGCAAAUACGUGCCGUGUGCAAUCCUUGUGGAUCUGGAGCCAGGCACCAUGGACUCCGUGAGGUCCGGACCCUUCGGACAGAUCUUCAGUCCAGACAACUUUGUCUUCGGCCAGAGCGGUGCGGGCAACAACUGGGCCAAGGGUCACUACACAGAGGGUGCCGAACUCGUAGACUACGUGCUGGACGUCGUUCGCAAGGAGGCCGAGGGUUGCGACUGUCUGCAGGGCUUCCAGCUCACGCACUCGCUCGGAGGCGGCACCGGUUCGGGCAUGGGCACCCUGCUCAUCUCCAAGAUUCGCGAGGAGUACCCGGACCGCAUCAUGUGCACCUUCUCGGUCGUCCCCUCGCCGAAGGUGUCGGGCACCGUGGUCGAGCCGUACAAUGCGACCCUCUCGAUCCACCAGCUAUAA